This is a messenger RNA of Blastomyces dermatitidis ER-3, 1913 nucleotides long. Its product is annotated as oxidoreductase. NCBI's taxonomy places the organism in Eukaryota, Fungi, Ascomycota, Eurotiomycetes, Onygenales, Ajellomycetaceae. The transcript has 4 exons. Gene Ontology annotation, molecular function: nucleotide binding. The coding region runs from base 445 to 1623 and encodes 392 amino acids. The record is from RefSeq and is a predicted model, not a curated record.
GUUAGGUACUGUACAACCAACGCACACAUGUUUAUUUCUGGUUGUCUUUGUCUUCUCGAUAUGCCGAAACCCCCAUAAGCGUAACACCGGAAAAUCCAGAAUGCGGGCCGAUAUUUUCCAUUGCUUUCCCCCUCCCCAACCUCCCGAGCCGUAGUUUCAGUGGCUUGGACGAGUACAGGCUCAGUUACAUCGCUUUUUGUGGGGGAGGGGCAGGGAGCUUGAAGCAAUGCAAGGAUAGGUGGUAACCCUGUCAAAAACGUAACCCCGCUCAUCGACAUCGUUCAUAUAUAUUAAUAAACCGGUCCCACGCAUUUUGUCCUUGCAUAAUCUCCCUUUGGUUUUUACCGUCGGCUUACGAACGACGAUUCCUUGCCUUCUUCUUUCUACCCCUAAUUUAAUAUCUUCAUUUGACGUAUUCUUAAUUGAUCGACUGCCUGUAUAACAAUGGCGGAACCAUAUAAUAUUCGGUGGGGGUUUAUGGCUACGGGAGGGAUUUCCAAAUCCUUCGCAAGGGACAUGCUCAUCGACCCCUCCCUGCGCAACGCCUCCGACAUCUCCCACACAAUCGCCGCCGUCGCCUCCUCCACCUCCCGCGAGCGCGCGCAGCAAUUCAUCACAGACCUCUCCAUCCCACAACCCUGCACCGCCCACGGCUCCUACGAGGCCCUCGUCAACGACCCAAACGUCGACAUCGUCUACAUCGCCACGCCGCACUCGCACCAUUUCCAGAACGCCAUGCUGGCGCUGGGCGCGGGGAAGCAUGUGCUGUGCGAGAAGGCGCUGACGACCAAUGCGGCGCAGGCGCGGAUUCUGGUUGAGACGGCGCGCCGGCGCAGGCUGUUCUUGAUGGAGGCGGUGUGGACGAGGUUUUUCCCGCUGUCGGUGCAGAUUCGGGAGUUGGUGGGUAAGGGGGAGAUUGGGGAGGUGGUGAGGGUUGUGGCCGAUACGAGUUGCGGGAGUACGGAUCCGGAGGGGGACUGGGGGACGACGCAUCGGAUGGUGAAUAUGGAUUUGGCUGGGGGGGUGCUGUUGGAUGUGGGCGUCUACUCCCUAACAUGGGCCUUCCAAAUCCUCUACCAUACCCGACCCCUUGCCGAACGCAAACCACCCAGCACCAUCAGCUCCCAAAUGAUCCACUACCCGGCCACAGGCGCCGACGAAUCCACCACUAUCCUGCUCGAAUUCCCCCAGUCGACGCCCGCAGGCACGUACAAAGCGCAGGCGGUCGCCAUGACGAACUUCCGUCUGAUCUCCGACCUGGACGGGAAAUGGUCCGCGGGCCCCACAGUGCGCAUCCAGGGCACGCGCGGCGAGAUUCAGGUCUUUGGCUACCCGUUCCAUCCGGAUAGCUUCAAGGUUAUUCCGCUCGGUGAGGGGCGGGAGAUCAGAGAGGUUGUGGGUGAGUUUCCCGGGCAGGGGAAGGGGAUGUAUUGGGAGGCUGAUGAGGCGGCGAGGUGUGUGCGGGAUGGAAAGCUGGAGAGCGAGACGAUGUCGUGGGAGGAGAGUCUGGUUAUUAUGGAUGUUAUGGAUGAGGUGAGGAGGCAAGGGGGGUUGAGGUAUCCGGAUGAGAUUGAGUCGACGGAGUAUCCGGUGGCGCUUGCGGGGAAGAAGGGGGUUUCUUAGGCUGUACAAGCAAAUAAUUUUUUAUACAUAGGUAUUGAUAGGUUGAUGAUUUCUUUUCUGAGGGGGUGUGUGUGAGAGAGAGAGAGAAAUUACUGUCUUGGAGGAAGUAAUAUUUAUCUGGGAGACGAGACGAAGCUCUGCCAGUCACCCAGGUACAUUACAUUGUAUGGAUAUAUAUUUAUACCGUCUCUUUUAGCUAUGGAAAUCUACGAAUGAUAUGAAUGAAAAUGACUUCUAACGUUUCACCAUCAAAUCAGCGUCAGCUCCCCAAGUGAAAGCUGCCGCCUUCC